Molecule: messenger RNA, 437 nt
Organism: Penaeus monodon (black tiger shrimp)
Lineage: Eukaryota; Metazoa; Arthropoda; Malacostraca; Decapoda; Penaeidae
Product: cuticle protein 19-like
Exons: 2
Coding region: 10-354 (114 amino acids)
Cellular component (GO): extracellular matrix
Source: RefSeq, a predicted model, not a curated record
CUUUCAACGAUGACUGCAAAGUUUAUCAUUGCUGCUGCCCUGGUGGCCAUGGCCCUUGGCCACCCUGAGGACACUCCAGGCUAUGAUUACUCAGCUCCUUCUUCGAAUGCCAAAUACGACUUCAACUACGCUGUCAAAGACGACUACUCCAGUAACGACUUCGGUCACCAGGAGGAUCGCGAUGGCUAUGGUGCCCAGGGUUCCUACUACGUCCUCCUUCCCGACGGUCGUCUGCAGAAGGUCACCUACUCCGUCAACGGCGACUCCGGCUUCGUGGCCGAGGUCAGCUACGAGGGAGAGGCCCAGUAUCCCGCCGAACAGCCUUCCUACAAACCAACUCCUUCUUAUGCCUAAAUUAACCUUUCAUGCGAUAUUGUGGUACUAUUUAUUGUAAUUAACAAUAUGACAUUCCUGUGAAUAGAAAUAUAUAUACGGCA